CGUCGCCUGAUGGUGGGGCACGGCCGGUUGACACAUUGUCUCGCGGUGCAGGCGGUGCACCGGUUAUGCCACAAGUGGCGGGAGCAUCAUCGACAGGAGUACUCCCACCGGCGGUCCAUGGAGGGAACGUGAUGCCGGUGGCAGCGGCAACGAGACCAUCGCCAGCGGUAUUUGAUGCACUGGCAUCCGUUGUUGCAUCUACCACGGGCGGGGGCACUAGACCUACCACUGCAUCGUUGGACCGCCAGACGGUUUCUCCGUCGGCGCGUGGUGGUGUCUUUGAUGAGCUCUGCACACGUCAGUUCGUCGACGGCAGUACAUGGGGCAGCAACCUGGGCACUUCGGCUGGCUUGCAUCCUAUGUUCACGAAUGCCGCGACCAGAGCUUCGAGUCCAGCGGGAUCUACUCUUGCGUCUACCCGCGGUACGACCGCGGCACACACGUCUCGGUGGUCUCCUCCUCGUCCUCCACGUCUGGCUGCCCCUCUGCUUGCGACUAACUCGCUUCCACCAUCGUCCCAGGCAGCAGAGGACACGCCCGCCCCCCCACUGCCUCUAGUAUUUGAUUUCUCGCCCACUCCCACGACCGAGACAGCCCCCGCAUUCACUGGUGUCCUGGGGGGGGAUAUGGAUCCACCACAGCGGCGACGCGACAUUCCACUCCCACAUCGCGGUACACCGGCGAGUCCAGCUGGUUUGUUUGACGGUAGUGAAUGUGGCCUGAUCGCACGAGGGAGGGGCACAUACAAGCACCAGGCAGUGACUUCAUAUUAUUCCUACCCGAGGGAGCAUGCAUGGCACAUGACGAUCACGUGGUUCAUCGUGCAGAGCGGCAUGCCGUUUAACUGCGUGAAGCUUGAGAGCUUCAGGCGUAGGUUUACGACCAUCAUCCCUCCUGGGGUCCCAGGGGCUCCAAUGCCCAAACCGCCGACUUAUCACCUGGUCCGCACGACGUUGCUGGAUGAGCUGGAUGCAGAUGUUCAACGGUGUGUGAAGCCGAUGCUCGAGACUUCACGUCAGAUUGGUUGUACUAUCAUGACAGAUGGAUGGACAAACAUCGAUGGUCAAACAUUGUGCAACUACCUUAUCGGUACUACCCGCAUAUCUUGCCACAAAUGUUAUGCGCGGGAAGAAGGAUGCCGCAGUGUUGGCGAAGGCAUGGUUGCAGAGGCUGAAGACCAUCGAUAUCCAGCUCAGCGCCAUCACGACAUUCUUCACGGAUUCCAUGAGUGUGAACGUGUCCGCCAUGGAGACAUUCCAAAAGGACGAAAGCGUCAAACAUAUCCCUGCGUGGUACAUGUCAUGGACCCCGGCCUGGAGGACAUUGGAUCGAUUGGUUGGGUUGCAUCACGCAUUGCUCAGGCACGUCUUGUCACCAAGUUCUUCAAGCGUCACAGUCACGCACGCGAGGCUUUGGAGGCGAAGACAAAGUUGAAGUUGUUGCUGCCCGCAGAAACACGUUUCGACACUAAUAUGCGAGACAGUGACACACGACAGAUCAGCAAGGUUCUGUGUCGGUACGAGAUUAUGAUCGCAUCCUGUUUUGCCGCGUGCGGCUCUCUCAGCACGACCAAGCAGGAUGAGAUCCUCGAGGUUUUCGACAGGCGGCGCACCAUAUUCCGUACUUUGGCCCACAUAGCAACCAUGAUGCUGGAUCCCGAGUUUCGGGAUCCCACCCUUGCAGAUGACGACGUGAUGCAGGAGGGGUUGAAAACCCCUUGGGUUCAGUUCGGCUACCCUGAGGGAUCUCCACAACACAAGGAGGUACUCACUGCGAUCGACAAGUUUCAUGCCAGGGAGAAGCCUUUCGAAAGCGCGACCAUGGAUAGAGCCAUGAUGAGCUACGAGCACCCGUCCAGUUUCUGGGAGUCCAAAUUGCGCAGGUUUCCACACACCGCAUACUUCGCCAUGAGGAUUCUGCGAAUUUGGACGACAGAGUCGCCCUGUGAGAGAGGUUGGUCGCAUUGGAGUUUCAUCCACUCCAAGACUCGCAACAGGUUGAAGGUUGAACGGGUUGAGAAGCUCGUACGGUGCCACUAUAACCUCUGUCUCCUUGACCGCCCAUCUUUGUCUGACGACGCUCCUUACGACAGGCCCGACACAUUUGAGAAGUGGUACACUAUUGGCAGCAUUUGGAGGACGAGUUGCCCACCGACUAGCAGCUCGUCGAGGGGAGCGGAGCGAGAUUGGCAGCCACACAGGAGGAGAUGCGUGUGGCGAGGGAGCGCAUACGCAACAUUUCUCCCAUGGGCUCCAAGCGCCGCCUUGUCCAAUCGGACAAGAGACGACGUGGACGGGUGCGGGCUCGUGGCGGGCGCGGUGGGCGUUCGGGUCAUGGACGAGGUGGGCGAGGGGAACGUGGACGGGGUUCCGCGGUCGGGAUAUGUCCUUGUGGUGCGCAUUCUGCGGGCCGUGAUAGGGCGGCGGUCGACUGUGUUCGUUUCCCUCAACAAUAUUGGGACGAGGGAGAUUUUUUAUAUCAUAGCUCCUCUGGUGACGAGGAGGAUUUCUUCUGUACCGCCACACCGUCAGCACGGGACGACGACGGCAGGCCAGGGGACGAUCGUCGUGAUGACGACGACGACGAUGAUGGAGCGGACGACCGGUGUGGCCAUCGAUCGUUGAGAGGAGGUGGGGGGGGAGGAGUUGUGGCACCGCGAG
Messenger RNA from Chara braunii, 2660 nucleotides. The record is from the annotation of a GenBank genome assembly. NCBI's taxonomy places the organism in Eukaryota, Viridiplantae, Streptophyta, Charophyceae, Charales, Characeae.